CAAAAAAAAAAAAAAAAAAAAAAAAAGAAAGAAAGGGAAAAUGUAUAACUGAAUCUAACUUUGUUGUAGUUUAAAUCUCUAAAGUUUGGUUUUGGUUUUGGUUUUUUAGGCUGACUAGUUAACCAUCUCUCCACCAUCUUGGGUUUGUGCCAUUGGUUUUUUUUUUCUGACCUAAGAAAAGCACUUAACAUUUGUCCUUGUUUAAUUUCAUCUUGUUAGAUUCAGCUCAUUGCCCUGGCCUGUCAAGACCAUUUUUCAUCAUUAUUCUGUCGUGCAGUCAUCUGCCUGCUCCUCCCAGUGCUGGUCACCCACAGGCCAGAGUUACAUGCCCCCCACACCUUCCUUCCACAGCCCUGGAGGAGGGAGCCAAGGGGAGCCCCUGGCCAGGUGAUAUGAAGGAACUGACAGUCAGCGUCCUUGGGGGGGAGACCCUUAGCUAGUUUUUCCUCCUAGUUAUCCAUGUGUUCUUUUCACCCCUUUCUCUCUAUGUUCCAUAAAGAUAAUGAGAAGUGGCCAACUGGUUACCUUUCUUACUUAGCUACCAGGAAGCUCAGAGCCUGGGCCGAUCACCCAUUUUCAGUAGGUCUCAGCCUUUCAAAAUCCAUAGAAAUAAAAUAACACCCAUGGUAAAAAGCUUUUUUUUUUUUUUUAAUGAUGUAUUUCUACGAUAUAUGUAAUUUAAAAGAAUUUGGCUACAUAAAUUCUGCUUGGGACUCUUCCAUAUCUUGUAUAUUUCAAAUUGGGUUAUUCUUAUACACAUGGCACAGAAAAGCAAAACACUGGGGGGCUGCCAUAUUUGAAUAGUGUUUAAAUUGAAACUAUGUUUGAAUAAUUAAUAUUUUCUGCCCAACUAUAACUCCUUCAGUAACACAUGUGUGAAUUUAGCUUUGGGAGGGAAAGAGAAGCACUUUGAUAGAGGAACAGUAUUUAAGUUCCAUCUUAUCCUGUGAGCUCAGCAAGCAAGUCAGCAGGAGGUUUUGUGAAAUCAUGGAGUCAAAGUGGUUUUAUCAGCUUGGCCCAAUUUACCUUUUAUUAAAUUAUUUUUUGGCUGCACUCGAGGCAUGUGAAAAUUCCCGGGCCAGGUAUUGAACCAGAGCCACUGCAGUGACAACGCUGGAUCCUUAACCUGUCCAGGCUCCCCUGAGAAUCUGACUAGUAUCCAAGAGCUGAGUUCUGGGCAGAUUCUUGGGAGAGCCUGUGAAAAUGCAAAACCAACUCAGGGGCUCUGCUGUGGGGAACAGAGAGUCUGCAUUUCUCACAAGCUCCCAGCUGAUGUGGUGCUGCCAGCCCAUGGAUCAUACUUCGAGCAGGGCCACCCUACAAGGGACAUGUAUGUAAAAAGGACAUAUAGGUCAUGUAUGUAAAAAGGGCAUGUAGUGAAAAGCAUUCAAUACACCCCUCUUAUUCUAGAAUGUUCUCCAUCCUUUGUUGUCAGGAAAAUGUUUGCUCACUGAGGUGCAGCUCAAAUGUAAGCUCUACCAAGACAUUGGGUUCUCACAGAGUUAAUCUCAUAAUUCCUUUAUGGUCCCACUUGUCGUUUGCCUAGUAGUUAACUUGUGUGUACUUGGCACUUCCAUUUUUUUUGCUUCUUCUACUUUUUUAUGUACAUACAGAAAAAGUCACUUUUGGGUGCACAGUCUGAGUUUUAAUGGUUGUAUAACUGCCACCACAAUCGAUUCAGAUUCACAAUAAUUCCUUCCCCCAAAGGAUUCCCUUGUGUUGCCUUUUGCAGUCACUUGUCCCCACAGCUCCAGCCCCUGGCAACCACUGACCUGUUUCUGUUCUAUCAUUUUGCCUUUUUCAGAAUGUUAUAUAUAUAAAUAGAAUCAUACACGCUGGAGCCUUGUGAGUCUCCUCCAUUUUGCUCUGUCUGUGGAUCUUGGAUCUUGCCUGAUUCACCUUCAUUUUUGCCUGAAUAAGUGUUUAACCCAAAGUCAGCAUUCAGACACCCAAUUCACUGCACUUGCAGUGAGUCCACUGUCCUUUCAGAAGCCUGACUCUUAAUCAAGAAACCCCAGUCUUGCUGACUUUGUGGUGACUUUUCAGCUCAGGGUUUUCCUAACUCGCCUGGUCAAAAGACUCUCCUGUCUCCUGGGUGUGUAAUAAAAAUAGGAAUUUCCAGAAUUCUUUCCUGCACAGUCUGAUUUUACAGUUUCUCUUGCACAGUCUGAGUCUGAUUUUAUGGUUCUGGAAAGAAGCCUGGGGAAUCCAAACCAGUGCUUCUCAAAUUGUGUGGGAAUCACUUGAGUCACAGAUUGCUCGAUCCCAUCCCAGAGUUUCUGAUUCAGUGGGUCUGGAGUGGGGUCCAAGAAUUUCCAUUUCUAGCAAGUUUCUGGGUGACGCUGAUGUUGUGCUCUGGGGACCUCACUUUGAGAGCCGCUGAUCCACAGACUGCGCUAUUAUCAUGCCUUGGGAGAUAAUACAUGUACACAUGUGCAUGUGUGAAUUCCAGCUUCAGCGCAAUUGAUAGGGGGGCAAGCAUGCUAUGUGAGACUUUUUUCGGUACCAAACAUUGCACUCUGGCCAUGGCUUCAAUCCCAUUUGACCAGGGCCAAUUUCUUCUGUCCAGGGCCGAUUUCUUCCAUCUGCAUUGACUCAGAAGCAGAGACCUCUGAGAUUUGUUUGGUUCAAUCCUCUCCCCUUGGCUGGGGGACCAAGAUGAAGCCCUCUGGCUUCUGCUGAGGAUGCUAAUGGCCCAGUUGUGGCAAAACCAGUUUCAGUCCUUUCUAGUUUUUCACACAGGCUUGAACAAUGUUGGCAUGGAAACUGUGUGUGAGGAUGUCUGUGGUCUUAGAGAAACCGAGGUGAUUACGGUUGGAUUUGGACUCCGAGGGACAAUUCCUGGGGAUGCCGCGGAUUAGCUGUAACAGCUGUUAUCCUGCCCAUUUGAGGAGGAACUGAAGGGAGAAGAAAGGACUUGUUUAAAGGAUGGAUCUUUGCAACUCGAAGAGGGGAGACUCUUCCAUCAAGCCUGGGGAAAGUGUAUUCCUGGGCUUCUGUGCUUGAUCUGCCUUAGGGAAGAGAUGACCGCCUUCCACCAGCAAAGGCUUCCAGAGCCUUGUCUUUUCUGAAAAGAAAAGAAAAGGGCCCUGAGAUCCCUCAGCUGAGAACAUGCUUUUACAGCUCGCUGUUCAGCAUCGUUUCAUGUGCCUGAGGAUCUGUAGGAAUGGCCCCUUGGAGUGUAAGAGUUUGGACUUUUACUGCCUUAUGGAGAACAAACCAGAGGAAAGUGUUGUCUGAAGGACUCAGGACAAGCCUAAGAGAUGAAAGGGCAGGAUGAGGGUCCCUGCUGCCCCUGCAGGCUGGGCUUGUGCCGCCCUCUGCCUGGCGUCAUGGUCGUCUGCCUUUUCCCAUGGGGCCAGCUCGGUGGCCUGUGUGGACAUGCAGCCCAAGCACACCCCAGCCCAGCCUCAGAACCCCAGGACCCACCACAUCACCAUUCUCACCGGCAGCUCUUCCUACUCACCAGGUGACACUGUUCCAGUGGCUGUGAGGAGCAGGCGGGACUUCCUGGGGUUUCUACUUCAGGCGCGAAGAGUGUCCGACCAUCAGAUAGUUGGCACUUUUGUUUUCACUCCUCCUCAUUCCAAACUGAUGACUUGUUCAGAAGAGGCUGACACGGUCACCCACUCGGAUAAGUCCCGGAAGAGAAAUCUAUGGUUUGAGUGGCGGGCCCCCGCCCAGCCUGCGGGGGACAUCAGGUUCCUUUUAUCAGUAGUCCAGUCAUAUUUCCUUUACUGGGCAAGGAUUGAAUCAUCUGUUGUGUCUCAACAGACACACAACGGAGCCCGAUCCGACGGCCACGUGGAGCUCGGCUGGCCAAUGCCAAUCCCCGGGCAGAGGCCAAAGGGCAUGGAAGGAACCGCCCCAGUGUCUCUGGACCUCCCCAUAGCUCCUGGCCUCUCCAUCACUCUUCCUCUGCAGAGUGCAGAUGUCUCUGCUGUGGCCUCACGUGGAGCUGCAGAAGAGGACAGUUUAGGUCCUGUUCCUGCCAGUGUUGGGGUGACAGCGUUGCCUGGGGGUGCAGAGACUCCAUUCCAGCCAUGGUCACACACAGCUGCUGCAGUCAGCAAUGGCCUGCAACCCAGCAGAGACAGCAGCCCAACCCUGGAACCAUCCCUGGAUGUCCGUGGGCUGGAGGGGCUUGUGGCCCUCAGGGAAUUCUCAGAGAGCUUUGCUUCCAGCCCAAACACCCAUCACAGGACUCAGAAUGAUCCACGCUUUGAGUCAUUGGAAACUUGCCUGCCCUGGGAUAGAGAUGAACAGGACAAGGAUAAGGCCUCUAACACGACGGUGGUGAGGCCUUCUUUGUACAACAUCCAUCUGACCCAUCCUGGUCCCUGGUCCUCUGAAGCACUCAUGGGGAGUGGGGCCAGGGCAGCCAAACCAACCUCUGUCUUCCACACCUCUGUCACCUCCAGGCCACCCACUGCCCGGGGCCGGGCAGAGGCCUCAAGGCCCUCUGCCAGCUUCUCGCCUCCUUCAGAGCACAAGGAGCCCAGGGUGGGGAAGGGAAAUGGCGAGGCUGGUGUGGGACCCCCCAGAAAGACCAACCCUGGGCUUGAGCUUGGGCAAGAUGAAGCCAGGACCCCUCCGGGCAUCCUGCUCCGGGCUCCGCAGCUGGGAAUCCUGCUUUGCCUCUCGGCCGCGCUGGGCAUGGCCAUGGCUGUUGGCCUUCGCUAUGUGCAUGCCCAAUACUGCCGCAAGCGGACGGGAGUGUCCUUUAGGGAGCCCACCCGGGAGGCAGUUGCCAGGGGUGACGACCGCGAGACCGUGCACGAGAGGAGGAUCAGGGACAACAGUUUUCUUGUGGCUGACUCAGAAUGAGUGGAUCACUCCCUCUGUGGGGGGCAAGAAAUCAGACCUCUGAGAAGGCCUCUCCGCGUCCUGCUUGGACCCCGUAGAGCGUCUCAGCCAGAACCGAGCUAAUGAGAAUAGCUGAUGAGGACAGGGACUCACCGUGUCCCUGUCAGGGAGCAGUUAGUGGAGGAAGCAGCAAAAGGACAGUUUUAUCAACAGAGGGAGUUCUUCCCUGGCUUUGUUGUCUGAACAUCUGUAAUUUAGCUGCUGCUUUUCUUUUCUCAAUUAGAUGUUCUGUUUGAAGAGUUAAACUCAACAUAAUGAAUAUUGUAUAACCUGCUCAUUAACUAGACCCCCGUGGCCGCUAAGCUUCCUCCGUUGCCUUAAGGAACCCGCAGAAAUAGAACUUGUCCCUCCUCAGCCUGUCAGCCUCCUCUCUUCGAAUUCUUUGAAAAAUAAAAAAGUAACGUUGGCGUUGUGUCUCUUGCAAGAAAAAGAACUGCAGCCCUCCCCUGGCCUCUCCAAAUCACCCCCAAAGAAGUUUUGUUUUCUGAUCCAGAGUUCAAAGUUGACUCUGAUUUUGUUGACUGGAUGAGUGCGAGGGUAUUUCGUCUUCUUGGAAACUCAGAGCAUGGCAAAUCUGCCAUAGAAAUUGAUCCGAAACAAGGAGGAUUUUAGAGGGUUUGGUUACCCACAUCUGCGGGAAAACACACUUGCAGCCGGAGACUGUAAACACCAGGGUGGGGUGAGCAAGCCUCUUCAUCAGGUGUAAAUGGACCUGAGACCGCCCAUCCAUUUACACUUGAUAAGAGUCUCCUGUAUUCCAAACCCCAGCGGGCAGCUUGCCUUUGGCCUGAGGUCAGGCUGAAAAAAAUGUUGUAAGAGCCUUUACCUAAGAAAGAAGCAUCGUGGGCAAAACCCAUUUACUUGCUUUUGUGACUUUAUGAAGAUCACUCUGAUUUAGCAAGAGUCCCAUGGAUACUACCUGGGCUCAAAAUAAGAUCUGAGUAUAAUUCUUAAAGAUGUUCACCUAAUAUAACACAUCGGGAUUUGCUGGCUUUUCAGAGUUAAAGCCAUUAGAGUCCCGAUCCAU
Molecule: messenger RNA, 5893 nt
Organism: Sus scrofa (pig)
Lineage: Eukaryota; Metazoa; Chordata; Mammalia; Artiodactyla; Suidae
Source: RefSeq, a predicted model, not a curated record